Messenger RNA from Acanthoscelides obtectus, 1990 nucleotides. NCBI's taxonomy places the organism in Eukaryota, Metazoa, Arthropoda, Insecta, Coleoptera, Chrysomelidae. The record is from the annotation of a GenBank genome assembly.
ACUCGGCAAAUGAAGCUCCCAAGGGCCUACUUUGUAGUGUUUUACUGAUGCAAAUAUCAUUAUUCUCAUCGCGCAUCAUCCUGUUUCACGUCUGCAGACGGGAUGCUUGAAAAUGAUAUUUUAAGGUUGCUCUAAUGCCCUAGAUCUUACCCUAUAUUAGACACUCCCAAAAAAUGUUGAGGUUACGUGUAGAUGUCAACUUGACAGUAGUUCAAAAGUAUACGUGGUACUAGGUUGAAUUUCUAAUUCAAAUGCAAAAUAUAUUUGAAAUAAUCGAAUACAACUUUGUGUUUUUCAGGAGAAAGAUUUCUUUUUGAGGUUGUUCACAAAUAUAAAUUAAUUUGCUAUAAUGCUAAUUAAAAAUACUAUUUUUAGAGGAAUAAAAUUAUUGAAAAUAUGUGUUACUCAAAAAAACAGCUUUCAAACUGGCUUUAUCAAAACAUCUCAAAAGACUGUGAAGCUAGCUAAUGGGGCUGACAUACCUAUUGUCGGCUUGGGAACUUGGAGAUCUCAACCGGAAGAAAUCGAAAAUGCAGUUCAAAUAGCAUUGGAGAAUGGUUAUAGGCACAUUGAUACUGCCUUCAAUUAUAAUACAGAAGAAUACAUAGGAAAUGUACUUCACAAAUGGCUUGAAUCUGGUAAAAUCAAAAGAGAAGAACUUUUCAUCACCACAAAGCUGCCCAAUUUUGGCAAUAGACCCGCAGAUGUAGAAAAAUAUUUAAAAUUAUCGUUAGAAAGGCUGCAGCUUGAUUAUGUGGACUUGUACUUGAUCCAUAUGCCUUUCAGUUUCCACAGCAAUGAAGCAGGAAAUGGUCCAUUGAAAAAUGAAGAUGGUUCAUUCAGUCUUGAUACUGAAAAUGAUAUCAUAUCAACUUGGAAGGAAUUAGAAAAGCAAGUACAGAAGGGGUUGACAAAAGCCAUAGGACUAUCAAAUUUCAACAGUGAGCAAGUUCAAAGAAUUCACAGAGCUGAAAUAAAGCCAGUUGUAAAUCAAGUGGAACUGCAUGCCUAUUUGCAACAGAAAGAAUUAAGAGAUGCUUGUAAAAUAUUGAAUGUAGCAGUAACUGCCUUUUCUCCAUUAGGAAGUCCUGGUGCCAAUACACAUUUCCAGAACAAGUACAGUUAUUCACUUAACGAUUUUCCAGACAUUCUGGGCCAUCCUAUAGUGAAGGAAUUGUCUGAAAAAUACAGGAAACAACCCGGUCAGAUACUCUUGAGGCACCUCAUUCAGCAAGAUGUCAUUGUCAUUCCUAAAAGCACCAAUCCAGAACGAAUUAAAGCCAAUAUCGAUUUAUUUGACUUUGAUCUAUCUUCUGAUGAUUUAGAAAAAUUGAAUGCCUUGGAUAAAAAGGAAGAUGGUAGAAUAUUCGAUUUUAUGUUUUUCAAGGGUGUGGAUAAACACCCUGAAUAUCCUUUCAAAGCAAGACUUUAGGUUUCAGAUAUACAAGAAAAUAUAUUUGAUUAGACCUAUACAUUAAAAUGAAUAAGUUAGCUCAAUUUUUUAAAACUCAGCUGUGAAGGUUCUGGAUGAAGAUGAAAUUUUAUGUUUGGUAGUCUAGCUUGGAAUAAAGGUUUACUUAUUUCCACGUAUCAUUUUGAAGGUUUUUAUUGUUUGUAUUAUAGUCUUUUGAAGACUGUUUUACUAAUGAAAUAACAGCUUUUCUUUAUUUUUGUAUGCUUACCGAAAUCUGCUUAUGAAAUGUGAUAGCUAUGAAUUAAAUCUCUUAUUAGGAAAAAUGGGCCAAUUUAAUUUCCAUCUAAGUUACAAUUUGUAUUACAUUUAGGCCAGACGUGACUUUUAUAUAUUAGACAAUACAUUUUCUGAAACAGAGCUGCUCGUUUCUUCCUUCUUUGUCAGUCGUACAUGCGGUUUGCGACAGUUCAUGAACUGAUAUUGCCCGUGUACCGCAGUUAAAAUCUAUUUAUUAACUUUGUAACGUUACCGCGCAUAAUCUAACCCAAAAUUGCAUGCUUUUUCCACAUUUCUGAC